Erigeron canadensis is the source of this 3221-nucleotide messenger RNA. RefSeq names its product wings apart-like protein 1. NCBI's taxonomy places the organism in Eukaryota, Viridiplantae, Streptophyta, Magnoliopsida, Asterales, Asteraceae. Gene Ontology annotation, biological process: regulation of chromosome condensation. The record is from RefSeq and is a predicted model, not a curated record.
ACGGCUACAUAAAUCCCAACAGAACCCAACCCGACCCGAAACUAUCCUCCAUCUAAAAACCUUCAUAAUUUCCCCAAAUUGAAUUUUUUCCUUUUUUUUUCAUUCAAACUCACACACCCAGACAUCAAACAAGAUCUUUCACAUCUUCAACAAAAACCCAAAAUUUGAACCAACCCAAUUCAAUUAAACCCGAAUUCAACAAAACCCAUAUCUCAUUUUCCCUUGAUUCCAUCUCAAUUUCUCACAUGACUGUUUAAGUUUUGAAGGAAAAAAAAAAAGUAAAAAGAUGAUCGUCAGAACGUACGGAAGGCGGAGCAGCAGCAGUAAUAAUAGCCGGAGCAGUAACAGUAACAACAGUUUAAAUUUCGAAGAUAACAAUAAUAAUAAUAAUAAUAUAGAUAUCGAUUUAUUCAACGAUUCUGAAGAAAGCCCAACUGGCGAUAUUUUCAAUUUCUCGUUUCUAUCUCAAGAUUCAAUCAAGAACAAUAAUUUUGAUGAUUCUUUUCAUGAUUCUUCAGACCCAUAUAGUUUUGAUGAUGAUUCCUCUUCUUCACGUAAAUUUACUGUUUUACCCCCAAGAUCAAAGAAACCCAGAAAAGAUAUUCUAAAGAAAGUGAAGCUGGUGACCGAAACGAGUACUUUAAUGGAGACCCAAGAAUUCGGUGAAAUGAUGGAACAUGUUGACGAGGUUGAUUUUGCUUUAGAUGGGCUAAGAAGAGGCCAGCCGGUUCGAAUUCGACGAGCCAGUUUGUUGUCAUUGUUGAUGGUUUCAGGGAGUUUACAACAAAGAAGGCUGUUAAGGACUCAUGGGAUGGCAAAGAAGAUUAUUGAUGCUGUAUUGGGGCUCAAUCUUGAUGACACUCCAAGCAAUCUGGCUGCCGCGGCUUUGUUCUUCAUUUUGACGAGUGAUGGUCAAGACGAUUACUUUUUGGAUUCACCUAGCACCAUUCGUUUCUUGUUAAAACUAUUGAAACCAGUCACUACACAACCUACUAAAAGUAAAAUUUCAACCCUUGGUAGCAAACUUGUAGCUCUUAGCAAGGAUGCUUCUAUCUUUAAUGAUGGCAAGGGAGACGAAUCUACCUCUGCUGCUAUUUCGCAGAAAGUAGAGGAAGUUCUUGUGAGUUGCAAAGAAUUGAAACCAAGAGGUGCAAGUGAUAGUGAGAUAAAAAGGCCCGAGUUGAAUCCAAAAUGGAUUGCUUUGUUAACAAUCGAAAAAGCUUGCUUGUCGACUGUUUCUCUUGAAGAGACUACCGGGACUGUUCGAAAGAUGGGGGGAAACUUCAAGGAAAAACUUAGAGAGCAUGGAGGAUUGGAUGCUGUUAUUGACAUCAUAAGGGAAUGCCAUGGCGUUAUGGAGGGAUGGCUAGAACGGUAUUCAUCCCCGACUCCAGAGUCACAAAAUACUGCUAAUCUAGAAAGCGCGAUACUUUUAUUGAAGUGUUUGAAAAUUAUGGAAAAUGCUACAUUUCUUAGUAAUGAUAACCAGAGCCAUUUGCUUGGAACAGAAGAUGACUUUGGUUAUCAAAAUCCUUCCCAAUCCUUCUCAAAACUUAUUCUUAGUGUCAUUAAAGUUCUUUCAGGCGUUUCUCUACUCAAAAGCUCUUCGUUCAAUUUCGAUAUUAGGAAUACACAUAAUCUUUCCAAUGGGACUACUCACACAUCCAAGAUUCCAUCACUGGCUGACGACAUAGCAGUUGACAACAAUGAGAUCAUAUAUAUCAGCUCCUCUGUAGAGAAUUGCAGCAUGGAUCAGAUCCCUUCCCAGAACACUUCUAGUUCAUCUCAGAAAAGUAAAAAUUUGUCUCAUAAUCAGUUGGGUUCUUCAAAAGCUGAUCCUAUUUCUAGUUUCAACAGUCAUUUGCUAAAGACAAAAGCAAAAUCUUCAAUAUCUAGAUCGAGCAGUGGUACAUCAAAUGGUUCAAAGAACAGAGGUAACCAUGGUUCAUGGAGGCAGUUAGGUAAGAAAGCUGAAGCUAGUCAACGCACAAAGUCUACAUUUGACUUUGAGGAUACUCAAGAUCCUUUUGGCAGUGAAGAUCCCUUUGCUUUUGAUGAAGAUCUAGAAGAACCCUCUAAGUGGGACAUGUUGUCAGGGAAGAAAAACUUGUCCCAAAGUCAGAAAAGCACUUCAGCAGUUGAAGAAGAUGAGUAUGGGAGCAAGGAUUUGAUGAUCAUGAGCCAACAAGAAUCGAGCAAUGUGGAGAGGCAUGAUUCUCCUCUAGCAUCUUGUUCGCGCGUGGAAGAUGAUGAAGUAUUCAAUCUGUCAGCUGAUUGUCUUCUUGCUGCAGUGAAGGUUUUGAUGAACUUAACAAACGACAACUCUGUGGGGUGUGAGCAAAUUGCUGCAUGUGGAGGAUUGGAGACGUUAUGUGGUUUAAUUGCAGGUCAUUUUCCAUCAUUCAGUUCAUACCUGCCAAUUUUUAGUGGUCAACGAGACAAGUCAGUUUUUCUUGAGGUUGAUAAUAAGCGCCUUGAUGAUCAAGAAUUGGAUUUUCUCGUUGCUAUUCUCGGACUGCUUGUUAAUCUAGUCGAAAAGGAUGGUCAUAACAGAUCACGACUUGCAGCUGCCAGUAUAUCGAUACCCAGUGUAGGUGGUCUGGACUAUGAAAUUACGGAUGUAAUUCCCCUGCUUUGUUCGAUUUUUUUGGCAAAUCAAGGGGCUGGCGAGGCAGCUGAAGAAGGGAGACAAUCGGCUUGGAACGAUGAGGAUCCUGUUUUGGAGGGAGAGAAAGAAGCCGAGAAAACGAUUGUUGAAGCGUACUCAGCCCUUCUUUUAGCCUUCAUAUCAACAGAAAGUAAGAGCAUACGUAAUGCCGUCGCUGAAAUGCUACCAAAUCGUAAGCUGGCUGUUCUAGUGCCCGUCUUAGAGAGAUUUGUGGAAUUUCACAUGUCAUUGAAUAUGAUAUCAGAGGAGACUCAUUCAAUGGUGCUUGAGGUAAUUGAAUCAUGUAGGAUGACAUGAAAACAUAACUGAGUGUUGUAGGAUCGACGUCUUGUACAGCUUCAAUCUUCCUCUCUAUAAGAGGAAUCAGAUAGGAUCAUGUUAUAGUCUUAUUGACCACAUUGACAACAAUUACAUAUAUCUUUUUUUUAUAUCUUUGGUCAAAUAUUCAUUUUAUGUGAAUUUUUUCUUAGCAUAAGCCGUGUUGACACCGCCUUGGUGCUAUAUGAUUGUAUGGGUCGACUUUUAGAAGAGCAUUUUUUAGUGUUAUGUUGUA